Molecule: messenger RNA, 2141 nt
Organism: Nylanderia fulva
Lineage: Eukaryota; Metazoa; Arthropoda; Insecta; Hymenoptera; Formicidae
Source: RefSeq, a predicted model, not a curated record
AUUCAGAAAACAUAUGUAUUAAAAAUAUAAUUUUAAUUACAAAUUUUGAACGAUAUCAUGAGAAUGAUAAUGAUACCGUUUAUAAACCGACAUAUAAUACUGAAAAGGACACAAUUUAUGUUUUCUUUAUGGAUGAGUUAUCACCAGGAAAUUACACCUUAAAUAUAAAAUAUUUUGGUAUUGCUGAUAAAUAUUUUAGAAUUUUUAAUAUAAAAGAAAAAUCUACUUGGGUAGGUGCUCCGCAUUUCCAAAUAAUAGGCGCUCGACCAUUUUUUCAAAAAUUGUCAUGUUUGCAUCUACAUGAUGUACGGUUAAGAGCAACCUUUAACAUUUCUAUAAGAUGUGAUAGUUGCGCGGCAUUGUCAAAUAUACCAUUGCAAAAUACGAAAUUAGAUGAACACAAUAUGUUAUGGAUACAUAACGAUACCACACCUGUCAUGUGGACUGAUCAUGUAACAAUAAUUGUGUCUAAUUGCCUAUUCCAUAUUGAUAACGAAAUCAUUAAAAUGUGGACCAGAAUUGAUGCUGUAUUGGACAUGGAAUUUUCAAAUAAUGUAGCUACAAAUAUCACGUUAUUAUUUAACAAAACAUGGAAGCAUUCAAACAAUAUUUCGAUGGUGUCUCAUGUUGCAAUUCCAAAUUUCCAUGACAAAGGCACAAUAGUUUUUGGACUUGUUUUUUAUAGGGAAACAGAUAUCAUCUACGAUAAAAAUUUAUAUUCUAUUGCUCACAAAAUCGAAGUAGCUCAAUUAGUAGGACGUAAAGUGACACAACAAUGGUUUAAUAAUAUGAUGAACAAUCCGUCAGUGUCUGAUUUUUGGUUUAAAAAAGGUCUUAUUACAUUGCUUGCAACGUAUGCUGUUAAUAAGAUGUAUCCAGUUUAUCGAAUAAUAAAUUUAUUUGUUGUUCAAAAUCAACAUUACUCUUUUAAUUUAGAUGGUGAUUAUCAUAUGUGGCCUUCUACUUCACAAGAGAACAGUUUAUUGAAAAUUCGCCAAUCAAUCAGAGCGCCUUUUAUACUGCGCAUGAUGGAUCACGCCUUCACUAAAAAAAUAUUUUGGAAAGGAAUUCGCUCAUAUAUAAAUAGCACUAUUGGGAUUAAUUUUUGGGAUAAAAUUGUUGCUGGUGCAGACGAACCAUAUACAGCUGUAAAAAUAAUAGAUUAUUGGCAUUUAGAAACGUAUUGUCCCAUUAUAAAAAUAACACACAAUUUUAUUAGGAGCGAAGCAAAUGUAUCGAUUCAAAAUAUCGACAAAUUAAAAAUUGACUGCCUUCCUGUAACUUUUACUACGCAAACGUCUUUAGAUUUUAACAAUUUUACUCAUCACAUGGUGUGCAAGCCAAAAGAUUUGAAAUUAUCAUUACCAUUUAAUAAAAAUGGUUGGAUAAUAUUCAAUAUACAACAAAUUGGAUAUUAUCGCGUUAACUAUGAUGAAGAAAAUUGGCAAAGAAUUAUAAAUUAUCUACACUCCUUUAAUUACAAAAAAAUUCAUGUUCUUAAUCGUGCCCAAAUUAUCGAUGAUGCAUUCAAUUUAAUGAUAGCAGGCCAUCUCCAUUCCUAUAUAUUCUGGAACAUCAUAUCGUAUUUGUAUCAAGAAAAAGAUUAUAUAGCAUGGUAUCCUUUGUUUAAAGCUCUGGAAUAUAUAUGUAGUGCUUUUCCAGUGUUGAAAGAAAAAAUUGGAUAUUUUAUGUAUCGCAUAAGGUUGGAAUUAAUCUGGGUACUUAGAAGAAUCAAAUAUGAAGAAAUUGAUGAUACAGACGAACUUAGAAUAUGUUUACGACAAGAAGCUACAAGAUGGGCAUGUCUUCUUGAUGACAUCACUUGUAAGAAAAAAGCCAACAAUAAAUUAGAACAACAUCUCCAAGAUUUUGAAAAACACAAGGUUUUGCCAUGGUGGAAGGAAUGGACAUAUUGUAAAGGUUUGAUGAUAAAUACCAACAAACCGACUUGGGAAUCAGUGUAUGGUAUAGGUGUUGCAAAAAAAGACACUAAAUUUUUAGAAUACUUGGCUUGCACUGAAGAUGCUGAUAUGAUUAAAAACUAUUUAAGAUAUAAAUCUAUUUUUAAAAAGAAAAUCAAUAUCUUCUUAACAGUUUCUUAUAUAUUAUUACGAAGCAUGCGAAUAAUCAAAUUAUUCUGA